UGUGGGGCCCACCGCAGCUCCCAGUACUCCGUCUGUCUCCUCCCCAUUCCGCCACCGCAACAACAAACCCCUCCCGGAAUCCAGCCCAGUCCACCGGAGCGCGCCGCCCCGCCGAUGGCGUCACCGCUUCCGCCGGAUCCAGCGCCGCCUCCCUCGGCGGGGUUGGAAAGCAUGGAGGGGCUCGUCAUCGACACGGUCAUUUCCAAGGCCGGGGCGCGCCCCGCCGCGGUGCUCGCCUGCGCCAGCACCCGCCUCCGCGCCGCCGUCGCCGACGAAUCCCUCUGGCGCCGCUUCUGCGCAGAGGACCUGGGGCUCGACGCGCCCGUGGACCCCGACGGCCAGCCGCUCCCGUCGUUCCAGGUUGCAUAUAAAGUGUGGUUGGAGUCUUUUGGUAUGUACCCUUUACCUCUGGUAAAGAGAGUGAAAGAAUUCUGGAGUUCAAUGAAUACAUGGUUGUCUGAAAACUUCCCUGAGGCAGCCAAAACAUUGUGUAAAGGUGUUACUGAAGCUCAACUAAAAUCAGCAGAGGAUGACCUUGGUUUCAAGCUUCCUAUGCCCACAAAGCUGUUGUAUCGCUUUUGCAAUGCUCAGCUGCCUUUUAGUGAAAACCAUGAAGCUAAUAAACGCAUUUCCACUCAUGGAAUAAUUGGGGGCUAUGCGUUUUAUGAUCAUUGGGUAAAUGUGCAUUUAUCACCACUUGAGCAAAUAGUUGAAGAGACAACAGAGUUUUGUCGCGAGUUCCCGGAUGUCUUCAGUGGGCGCAAGCUCAUUAUAGUGGCGACUUCAUGGUUUCAUCCAAAAACAUUUCUCCUGAAUUGCUCAAAUGGUGAACUAUAUGUUGGCACAAACAACUUACCAUUAGGUGAAAUGCUGCCUUGUGUGCCUAAAGCGUUGAUAAAGCCAACUGAUAAUGAUCUUCCCCAAGAUGGAUUACUUCUAUGGUUAGAAGAGCAUCUCAGACGUUUACAGAACAGCAUGAUCAAAACCCGUAUGCUGACGAAUUUGAGGUAUAUCAGCUUAUAUCCAGAAGCACCUCCAUCAUGUACUUCAGCCGUGACAAAUGGUGUUAAGGUACGCGGAUCUGCUGUCUUUGUACCAGAACAUCCUGGGGACCCUCAGCGAAGUUGUAUGUACACUUACUCAAUUCGCCUGUCAGUUCCAGAGGCUUGCAUGCUAGGUGGCGUGUACUAUUCUUCCUGCCAGCUUAAUUCACGCCACUGGACCAUUCGAUCAAGGGACAGGGUUGUUUCUGAUGUGAGGGGAGAAGGUGUUAUUGGACAGUAUCCUGUGCUGUCACCUGGUCAGGAUGAGUUUGUCUACGAGAGCUGCACACCACUGGCCAAAGGGCCUGGAGCUGUGGAGGGCUCUUUUUUGUUUGUGCCUGGCAAGUUGAGCCGGCCUGAAGGGAAGCCGUUCGAGGUCAUGGUGGCUCCGUUCCCUCUGGAGGUGCCUGAGUACAUCUUCUAAAGACUGUCGAGAGAAAUAAUGUAUCUAUGUGGUAGAUGGUUCUCCCAGGUACUUAUUAACUUGGUGGAGCAAAGUUUCUUUACUUGUGAUGAUCUUGUUGGAGUAAUGUAAAAUAUGGAACCGUGUGCACUUUACUUGAUGUAGCAGUCGAUACUAAACAACCACCUCAGGGACUGCAGCCUACUAAUCUACAGAUGGGCCUCAGUCUCUAUCCUGGCAACUAUUACUAUGAGCAUAUGCUGAGCUGGUGAGCUGGAUCA
This is a messenger RNA of Panicum virgatum (switchgrass), 1727 nucleotides long. Its product is annotated as F-box protein SKIP16-like. The transcript is spliced from 5 exons. Gene Ontology annotation, molecular function: protein binding. NCBI's taxonomy places the organism in Eukaryota, Viridiplantae, Streptophyta, Magnoliopsida, Poales, Poaceae. The record is from RefSeq and is a predicted model, not a curated record. Bases 115 to 1467 code for a protein of 450 amino acids.